AUGGGUUGUGAACUAGGUGAUUCCUUGGCAAAUUUGACUUCUUUGAAAAAUCUUGGUCUAGGAGGUUGUGGAUUGUAUGGGCCUAUUCCAUCUUCACUUGGUGAAUUAACCCAACUUUCUAUUCUAAAUCUCAAAGAAAAUGAUUUCACUGGGUACAUCCCAUCUUUUAUUCAAAACCUCACCCUACUUUCUAAGAUUAAAUUAGAUUACAAUCAAAUUUCAGGGCCAAUCCUUUCUUGGUUUGGCAAUCUUACUGCAAUACAAUACAUAUAUUUUUCUUCAAACAAAUUGAUUGGUUCAAUUCCGCCGUCCUUGUUCAAACUCAAUAAUCUUGAAGAUCUCGACCUCUCGCAUAAUAGUUUGAGUGGUACAUUGCUGUUAGAUUUAAAUUUCAAUUAUCUAUCGUUGGCCUCUUGCAACUUGAGCAAGUUUCCUGAAUUUAUUGGUAAUCAAACUAAUCUCGAACUGUUGGACCUUUCCAGUAACAAUAUAUACGGCCAAAUUCCCCAAAAUCUAAUGAACUCAAGUCUUCAACGCUUGGAAGUGAUAGAUAUAUCCAACAACUUGAUAACAGGGUUUCAUAACCAUCAAACCAUUCUACCUUGGUCUAGUCUGCUUGUGUUAGAAAUCCAAUCUAACUUGUUGCAAGGACAACUGCCAGUUCUUCCAUCAUAUGUCAUACAUUACGAUGCCUCUGACAAUAUUCUAAGUGGUGAAAUUCCCAAGUCGAUAUGCAAUUUGAGUUCAAUUUUGAUCCUUGAUUUGUCAAAUAAUAACUUGAGUGGGGAGUUUCCUCGUUGUUCAGGCGGUAUGAUCAGUAGCUCUAUAAUAGCUUUGAAUUUGAGAAACAACUCUUUCCAUGGCACCAUUCCUCUUGAAUGUCAGCAGCAGGAAAGUGAUUUGAGGAUGGUGGAUUUCAGUCACAAUAAUUUUCAGGGAAAACUUAAACGACCAUUUGCAACAUGUGUGAAUCUUGAGUUUCUUGACUUUUCUUACAAUCAAAUCAGUGAUGUGUUCCCCACUUGGCUUGGGAGGUUUCCUCUGUUAAAAGUUGUUUUAAUGAGGGAGAACAAAUUUCAUGGAGUCAUAGGGAAACCUGAAUACACUAAGGGUGAGUGA
Molecule: messenger RNA, 1119 nt
Organism: Humulus lupulus (European hop)
Lineage: Eukaryota; Viridiplantae; Streptophyta; Magnoliopsida; Rosales; Cannabaceae
Product: receptor-like protein 7
Exons: 2
Coding region: 1-1119 (372 amino acids)
Molecular function (GO): protein binding
Source: RefSeq, a predicted model, not a curated record